UCAGCUAGUUACAAACUUUUGAUUUUGAAAAGUGAACCGCAGAAUAACCUGGCGCGUCAUGGUUGUGCAACCGUAACCUGGUAGCCCGAUUCAGAAACCCGCCACAGCAACCAUUCCCACUCUCACCUUCGUUUCAACACGACCCGAACCCGAACCCGAACCCGAACCCGAUGGAGAACCGGACUCAGGUGCGGUGCCCGGAGAACCAAGAGCUGGCGGCGUACAUGUGGAACAAGUGGCAGGAAAUGGCGGAGCAACCCAAAGGCAUUUCUGAUAACUUCGAAAUGACCCUUUCUAAGGCUCACUUCAAUGUCUGUAGCUCCAAAACCCCCAUUCUAACAAUCAAAGAUUUCUCUCAAGUCAAGGGUGUGGGGAAAAUGAUAUUGAGGCUUAUGCAGGGUUUUUUUGGGACUGGUUGUGGUGGUUCUGAACCUGAAGAUUUGACUAAAAAGGGAAAGAAAAGUAAAGGAACCAAACGUUAUGUGCCUCAAAGGAACUCUGUUGCAUAUGCAUUGUUGAUAACCCUUUACAGGGGGACUUCAAACGGGAAUGAAUUUAUGCGUAAACAAGAGCUUAUUGAUGCUGCUGAAGCUAGUGGGCUAUCUCGAGUGCCAAUUGGGCCAGAAAAAGGGAAAGGAAAACCUGGACAUUUUGGAAGUUCUUCACGGGAUUGGUAUAGUGGAUGGAAUUGCAUGAAGACCUUGAUAGCUAAGGGAUUAGUUGUGAAGUCAAGCUGUCCUGCUAAGUACAUGCUAACUCAAGAAGGCAAGGAAGCAGCUAGUGACUGUCUUGCAAGAUCUGGAAUGGCAGAAUCUGUAGAGAAGUCAGCUUCUGUUGAAAUUCCUUCUUAUACAGAUAACCAAAACUCAUUGGAUGUGGAGCCCAAUGGUCAUGAUAUGGAAUCAGAGGUUUUGUCACCAUUGACCCAGCAAAAGAAGCCUAUGGAUGUCCCUCUAGAUUGCCUUGGGAGGUUUACUCAAUUGGGUUACUCCAAGGAAUACAUUAAUAGUGCUUUCAUUGAAGUUUCCAGAAUCCACCCAGAUAAAGAUGUCUCAUCUCUGUGGCCAGCUGUUUUAUGUCAUCUUCGAGAGCAAGAAGUCUAUGGUUCGCAGCCAGAAUCUCUAAGGUCUAGAGACUUCACUGGAAAAGAGAACAGAGCUGUGCAGUCAUCUUGCAUUGGGCAUGUGUCAAACAUUUGUUCACGUGAUAUUCCUCCUUUCCCCUUGAGAGCUUGCUCUUCAUCUGACCACUCCAUGCAAAAUCCUAACAAGGAUGAGCUUGUAUCAAAGAUUAACAUUUUAAAUGUUCCACCAUUGAGCUUGGGGGAGAGAUUUGAGGAUGCUUAUGACAUAAUUUUAAUAUUGGAUGAUCGGGAACAAUUUGCCACUCAGGGAUCAAGAUCCAGGAAAAUUAUUGAGAAUAUCUGCAGCCAAUUUAAAAUUAAAAUAGAAGUUCGACGAUUGCCAGUUGGAGAUGGGAUUUGGAUAGCACGCCAUAAGACUCUUGACAGCGAAUAUGUGUUGGAUUUUAUUGUUGAGAGGAAGAAAAUCGAUGAUCUACGCAGUUCCAUCCGGGAUAACCGCUAUAAGGAUCAAAAGUUAAGACUUCUGAGGUGUGGGUUGAAGAAGCUGAUAUAUCUUGUGGAGGGUGACCCAAAUUCUUCUGAAGCUGCUGAGAGCAUAAAAACUGCUUGUUUUACAACAGAGGUUCUGGAGGGAUUUGAUGUACAGAGAACAACUGGCUUAGGUGACACUCUAAAGAAGUAUGGUUAUCUUACCCAAGCAAUUUCUCAAUAUUACAAGUCAGAAGUUCUUGUAGACAAUGUUAAAUGGUCUGGGACAUGUCCUCCUUUUGAUGAAUUUAUCAAAAGGUGUCAAGACGUUGAGAAAACAACAGUUAGUGAUGUAUUUGCCAUCCAGCUUAUGCAGGUCCCACAAGUUACAGAAGAGAUUGCCAUGGCUGUGUUGGAUCUGUUCCCUACACUUUUCUCUCUUGCCCGUGCAUACUCACUACUCGACGGUGAUGGUCGUGCCCAGGAGGAGAUGCUUCGAAAACAGAGUAACAACAUGAUCAAUGCAGUUGCCAGUAGGAACAUUUUUCAGUUCAUUUGGGGCACCUAACUUGCAUUACAUUCAUUCUCCCUUAAAGUUGGAUUUUUGGAUACCAUAUUUUUGUGUACUCCAUCACUUCUCAUUGAAUAACAUAUUUGUAAAAUUGUUGGCACUGUAACCGAGGUUUAGUUUGCCAGCAAUUUUGUAUAUUUUGUAAAGAAAAUAUUCCCGUAUAUAUGUUGCAUAGGAGUUAAUUGUUUUUUAUCACAUAACUAUGAUUAAUAUUAU
Messenger RNA from Vigna unguiculata (cowpea), 2339 nucleotides. RefSeq names its product Restriction endonuclease, type II-like superfamily protein (gene MUS81). Lineage: Eukaryota; Viridiplantae; Streptophyta; Magnoliopsida; Fabales; Fabaceae. Gene Ontology annotation, cellular component: nucleus; Holliday junction resolvase complex. Gene Ontology annotation, molecular function: crossover junction DNA endonuclease activity; DNA binding; 3'-flap endonuclease activity. The record is from RefSeq and is a predicted model, not a curated record. Gene Ontology annotation, biological process: mitotic intra-S DNA damage checkpoint signaling; DNA catabolic process; double-strand break repair via break-induced replication.